This is a messenger RNA of Bemisia tabaci, 7638 nucleotides long. The record is from RefSeq and is a predicted model, not a curated record. NCBI's taxonomy places the organism in Eukaryota, Metazoa, Arthropoda, Insecta, Hemiptera, Aleyrodidae.
ACCGCCAUCUUGGUGCACUCGUCUGUGACUCCAUGAGCGAGAACCAAUCAGAAUUGGAUUUUUUUGGCCACUUUCAGCCCAACCAAUUGUGAGUUGUCGUAACUCUGGGUAUAAAGGGACUCUAACCUUGCUCUCCCCCUUCCGAUAUUACAGUCAAACAGGCAGGCGCGUAAGUACACUGUGAGGGUCCUUGGAAGUGGAGGGUACUACACAUUGUUUAAUAGCGAUAAAGAGGUAUUUGAUGUUAAGUUGGCGACUGCGUGUGGAAGUUGGCUAGAGCGAAUCUGGAGAUGGUAACAUUGGUAACAGGCAGGGGUCUGGUUCAAGUAACUGGUUUAGUCGACGUUACGUCCUUGAUGGACUCAGUGUUCUUGUGCUAUGACCAUGACCUCCGCCGUGCCAUGUGAACUUGGUUGUGAUCUCAAGUUCCCUGAAAGUGCAGCCAACACCAGCAUCAUUCCGCGAGGAAUCGAUUAACGACAAUACCGAGGGACAGACGGACGAGCUGGGCCCGGGGCCGGCCCCAGGAAUAGCGCCUAGCUUCGCAGUCGGGGGCCCACCCGGGCGGGGCCCCAACGCCCGGAGCCCGCCGUCCCCGUACGCUCACAACAAACACGGGAUCCAGCUCCCGCUGCAGAUAUACCUCAGGCCGGUGGGCCCCGCCCGUAACGAGGGCCACAAGCGGCGUAGUGGUGGCUUCCGCCCACCCCAAAAACGUAACGUUCCGCCCCCUAACGCUGGCGUUAACAAUAACGGGCCCCCGCGCAACGCGCCGCCCAGAUAUGGAUACCCCUCCCGCCCUAACUCCAGGCCCAACACACGGCAGGGCUUCAAUAACCGCCCGCCGAGGCAACAACCGUCCAGGUCCACACCGGAAACAAGCGAGAGUGCCUCUGUGACGUCAACAGCGCCUGCGCACGCGCAACCCUUCGAACACGAGCACCGCUUCGAGACGUUCGACACGAUCUCCUACUCCAAGCUCUACCAAGAGAACAACGGAUUCGACGCUAUUCCGGAGAAGGUGGACGCCAUCUUGAAAGCACAGGCCAAGCCCUUCGGCAAAAAACCCAUCACCUACGGUCACCUAGGCUUCACCGGUAACUUCUUCAACUCACCGAAGCCGGCCCCCAAAAAGGGAUCUCACCCUCAACCCUCCACCCAAGGACAUGCACCAGCGCAUGCUCAAGGACACCCGCAAGGAUACGCUCAAGGCUACGGCCAAGGACAAGGCCAAAGCUAUGGUCAAGGACAAGGCCUUGGUCAAGGGUAUGGUCAAGGACAAGGCCAAAGCUAUGGUCAAGGACAAGGACAAGGCCAAGGCUAUGGCCAAGGACAAACCUACGGAAAGGAGCCCAAGAAUCACUCCAAGGAGAAGCCCAGGAAGAAGGCCAAUAGUGGAAGACACCGACCUGAGCAGAGUUACGAGGGAUAUGGUGACGAGUAUCAGCACGCCACUCACAAUUCUCACAUGAGCGAGCGCACCGAUACAGAAGACACCAGCGCUCACUACCGAAAACGCGAACCAGCCCCUACCUACGAGUCCGCAUGGCACCACCAGGUGGACCAUUCCUCCUCCUGGCAAGCCAAAGAUCAACCCAACCAAAACUCCUACACAAACGCGAACGGCCAAAAGCCGUACUCCAACGCCCAGAACUACAACCAAAACGCCUACCAAAACGCCUACGAGAACGAAGACAGCAACACGCACGACCGACCAGCCGAAUCCUCCUCGUACCAAUCUAGUCAGAACCACAAUCAGCCCAGUCAGAACUACGUGCAGCACACCCAGACCUACCAGAAGCCCGCUCCAACCCAGAACAAAAACAAGCAGUACGAACAAAGCAAUCAGGGGAAACAAUACGACCAGGGCAAACAAUACGAACAGACCAAACAAACCUACGAAGACGAGCAAGAACAAAGUCAAGGCUACGGCCAGGUGAACCAGAACUACCAGACCCAGCAAUGGCAAUCUUACUCCAAGAAGCAGGAAGAACCUAAAGCUAAGGGGUCCGACCAGACCUACAGCUACCAGAGCUUCGAGCAGUCCGACCGGAGGGACCAAGGCUUCGAUGGCAGUCAGAAAUACGACAAAAGCAACCAGCAGUCUGACCAGGGCAGUCAAAGGUACGACCUGAACAACCUGAACAGCCAGAAGCACGAACAGAGCGCGAAGAACGAAGGUCAGAAGCUGGACAACUCGAGUCCAGACCUGACGAACAUGCAGUGGCAGUCGUUCCACAAGAAGCAGGAACAAGGGGUCCAUGGAACGGCCGCGGGUCUCAACGCCAGCGCGAGCAGUGUGGUGGACCGCUGGACCUACAACGAGGAGCCUAAUAUCUGGGGGAACGUUCACGACGGUUACAAGAGGUUGGUGAGUGCCCAAAGUUCCGGGGAUGUUGGUUCUGAGUGGAACGCCAAGUUUUCAUUCUGGGACGGCAAUAACUACAACCGCUACCCCGUCGUUACCAGCGAGCCGGAUGUGCAUAAUGUCAAUUACCUGAAGCAGUACUUCAAGAGGAACAACGGCUAAGCUUUGUCAAGGUUGGGCUCGUUGAUGCAAUCAAAAUAAGAUCCCUGGUUGUCGCCAUCUGAUGUGCUCCUUCUACAUUGGAAAUUUCUGAAAGCAUAUCGUAGUUUUCCAGACGAGGGAACGUAACUUUAUUCCAAGGUUGCAAAAUCGACUGAAACAAUUAAAUUUUGUACAAGAUUGUGCCUAUGCAAUAUUUUUACACAUUUUUUUUCUUCUGAUUUUAUCAUGAGCUCAGAAGACAAAUCCGUGGAACUUUCAAUUAGAAAUUGCCAAUUUUCUCAAAUUUAAAUUUCGAUUUGCGAGGGGAAAUUUGGCAACAUUGAACUGCAGUUACGUUUCUUUGUCCGGGAAACGACGAUACAUCAUGCACCGCCUUUGGUAUUAUUUGCUCAUGCACGAGUAGCAUAACAGUAAGUUGCGAUACCUUUUUUUGAUUGAUGCAACUUGUGGCAUAUCAUGCCACCUCACUCAAGAAACUGAGAGUACCGCAACAUGUUUCAAUGAAGUCGUAUCAAGUUGCAACUCCCUAUUUUUUGGCUGAUUGCCUUCUUGUUAUGGCGAAUGAUCAUUGGAUUUUGUGAAUGCUGACUAAAGUUCGCAACUCAUUGCAACGGUAUACAUUGAUGUAACGUGUUGCAAUUUUUUUUCCUGGAAAAUGCUACUUGGGUACUGGUGUGUAUGUUUUCACAAAUUUUCGAUGUAGAUUGAUCACGCUUUCUCAAAUUUUUCUCCGGAUUUACAAAGCCACGACUGAUCGUCAGAAUUUGCCUUUUCAAGUAGAAAAAAUAUCAUGAGCACGAGGCCUAACUUUUCCCAUUUCUUAAUCUUCGCUUCUAACUUCACAGUAAUCGUGGCCGGCUACAUUUUUGGAGAAAAUGUCUUUGAAAAAGAUAAUAAGUAAAUGAGAAACACUUGAAUGAAAGAGUAUGCCAGAAAGUUUAUACCAUUGCAAAAUUAAACGGAAACUUUUUUUAAAUCAACAUCUAUGGUCCAAGUACAGGUCAUAACGAUGACCUGCUCUCAGAUAUGAAGUUACUCUCAUAGUGUUUGAGAGAGAACUUUGCUCUCAGGAAGUGAAGUGCCAUUAAUCUAAUGUAGCUGCAUCAGUUAUGGUAAACGGACGGAUAAGAUUUUUUAUAUGAAAUGCAGAAUUUCUUUCAAGAAAAAAUUAUUUAGUCAGAAAGUUAGUGCAAUAAACUGCCCAUUAGAUUUAGGAGAUUAAUCCCGUAGGUCAACUUUGGAAAAUGUUGAUACUUUUUUUUAAACAAAAAAAAUGCAACAUUUUUAGCCGAUAGUAUCAUUUGCUUUUUCCAUUGUUAUUCUAUGCUAGCAUGUAAAUAUUUCAUCGAUUGUGCACUCGCUGUGCAACAGCUAUUUUUCGGUGGAAAUCUGUGGAAAGCAGUUUUAUUAGGGAGAUGAAACGAAUGACAAUGUGCUAUAAAGAACAACUAUAUCUGGCUCAUUUGAGAAACAGCACAAUGUGUCAUUAGUUUUCCUGUGCAGAAAAGAGCUUUUAUCAAUGAGCUAGAAAUAAUAGUUCUCUAUUGCAAGAUUUAGUCCAAUUUACUCGUGGUGGAACAAUGUUCCAUCGUUUCAUUUGUUGAUGAGUUCAUCGGUGUUCAAUGGAGGAAAUUGAUAUGAUUCUUCUCGCUUGGUAGAGUGAUGAAAUGGCUUACAUUUUGCAUCAAGGAACCACUAUCUCUGGAUCUUCCAUGAAAGAAUGUACCUGCAUAGGAAAACCAAUGGCAUAUACGUUGUUUCUGAAAUGAGGCAGAAACAGUAGUUCCUUAUUGCAAAAUGAGAUCCAAAUAAGAAAUUAUACUAAUAUUGUUCAAUAUAAAUGGUAAAAUAGGCACCCCAGGAGCCCUAGAGGGAGCUGUCCGAAGAAUAAUAAUUUAACACAUAACCAAAGCCUAGCAUCUAAUUUUAUAUUAUUAAAUUCGAAGAUGGCAAAAGCAGAUCAUGAUAGCUGUUCUCCUCUUCAUUUGCCGUUGUGGUGCACUUUCACUCGCGAAUCUUUAAUUGCGGCCUCUCCGAACUUCACUUACUGAUUCCGUAGUCAAUAAUCAUUAAUAGUCACCAAUACUCACCGGACAACCAGGAGAAACUUAUUAUCUUGGUUAGAUGAGUGGUCAAAGUCAAGUCAAAAGCUCAAAGGUGGCUUGCGUUGAUAGGGUCAGCGUUGACUUUCCAACGUCUACGGCACUUUUAUUUAUUUUAAUGAAGACCUUAAAGGUUUUACAUACGAGCACGGUCUUGACUUUCAGUGAGGUAUAGGGUUAGAUAUUGAUCACCAGUCAGUGGACUAGUGGACAAGAACUGAUUCAACGGAUUUCAAUGCGCUUCAUUAUCCCUUAAAGCUUCCUUUCGCAAAGAAUGCACGCAAUUGAACAUUUUCAACGUAGCUCUCUAUACAUAGCAGUUAGUUAUACCGAUCGUUUAAAGUUCAUUGUAUGAGAAAAACACGUACAAUUCUAACCCUUCGCGAUCAAUCAUUGAUUAUUGGCUUUUAAAUCUCGGCCCUAAAUGAUUGCAUCUGUUACGCAUAUUCCAACUCAUGAAAAUUUGCUGAUCAGUACGCGGAGUUCGGUAGUCUAAGGUUCAUUUAAUCGAGAUUAGUACCAUCGGCUACUGUACUACUUGCAUAUUAAAACUUUGCUCAGAGAUUGGUUGUUGAUCGUUUAGCGUAUGCUUCAAUUUCUUCAAAUAUUUUUAAGCUGAAGCAGCCAGAGCCUUUCUGGUUGCAUGCAGGAAUAAAACCUCAAACAUCUUUUUCUCAGCUUCAACUUAAUGUGGGUUGGUUCCUUUCUGAUGAACUCGGUCCAAUUGUAUUAAUGCAAAUUUCAACGGAAGGACCGAGAAUAGCCAUAAUACCAGAGCUCGAGAAUAAUAUCACACCCGUUAAACAAGCACAUUCAAGCGUGCUGACUCACUCCGAUCCUAAAACACAGCGUCUUUUCUCUAGCGCGUAUUUCAUGGUCGCAAGUAGCUUAGAUAACGAUCGGUUUGGCCAGGACAAGCCCCGUUCGACAAGCCUCAUCAAUGCAGAUCUCCCAAAGAGAGAGGUAGCCCGCGAAACAGAACCCGCGUAAAUUCACCACGAUCGCAUUGUCAAUUGCGCGGUUCCUGCUUAGGGCGGAUAUCAGACUUGUCGUCUUCAUUCCUGGAAUAAUGAAGCAGCCUCGUUGACGGACGCCUAUUGUUUUUGAGCGGGACGGGUGGAAAGUUCACGAAGCUCAAACUAGUCAUAAAAGCUGCGAUGAAAGCCGGCGCGUGCAUUCCAGCGCGCAAAAAACAAGUUCAAAUAGCCACUCGUGCCCGGCCAAAUAGGCGAGGUUCACACGGUCGAAACGCCGCGACUGGGUCUGACGUAAAAAUAGAGUCAUUUCGUAAUGACGUCACGCCGAGGAAUUCAGAGCUGGGAUUGGCUCUUGCUGUAAUUAGCUUUUUCCUCCUGGUUCCGGAAUUACACGCAAGAUCCGUCUUCGAAUAUGUUGGAGGCAAAUAGGACUACAUUUUGCAAUUAGGAACUAUACAUUCUGGCUCAGUAUAAAAACAACGUAUGAACCAUUAGUUUCCUUGUGUACGUAAGUUUUUUUCGGAUGAGCCAGAAAUUAUAGUUCCUAAUUGCAAAAUGAAGUCCAAUAGUCGAAUCAGAAAUGCGCAGUAGGGUCUCAACUGGACUCCAUUUCAAAAUUGAAUCGAUCGUGACAAAAGAGCUUAAGCGCCGGAUAUAAAAAUGCGAAAAAAACGGUAGAAACAGCAUAAACCAACCCGUUUUAAAUUUCAGAUGAAUUAAUAAUGUGAUCGAACAAUUCAUCGCUUUAAGAUUUUAGAGCUCUAAGAUUUAGAAGGGAUCAAUUAGAACGGUUAUUACCAUUUUUCUCGAAUUCUUGUUUUUGACGCUUGAGCCCCUUUGUAACUGACCAAUUCAAUUAGGAGCUCACAAUCUUUGGCUUAUGUUAGAAACAACAUAAGUGCCAUUAGUUUCCCUAUGCACAUAAGUGUUUUUACGGAUGAGCCAGAUAUUGUUGUUCCUAUACUUGGAAAAUGUAGUACAAUUAAGGCGCCUAGUAUUGAGACCUGUAAUCUGCAUUUGGAGACUAAACAUUUGGCAGAUGUUUUGGCUAAAUAUUCUAAAGUUUCAUCUCGGAAAAUGAAGAGGAAAAUAGCCUUCAUUUCGUGCACCGAUUUGCUUGUAUUUGAUUUUUACACACUUUUUUUUCAUCUAAAGCUUAUCAUUUUUAGCCAAUAAUCAAAAGUAAUUAUUUGUGCAUUGUUAAUUUCUCCUCUCAAAUGGAUUGAAUCGAAUCCCGAAUUCAUUAAAUUUAAAAUAAGAAAAAAAAAGUCUGAAUAACAGACUCAUUAGGUGAGUUUUUCAUUCGAGUGAAUGACAUCAAAAAUUAUGAGAGAAAGAUUGAAAGUAUUGUGCUUUUUAAUUGUACAUGUGGUGUCAAUUUUAAGUAAGACCCUUGAUUUAUACCAAAAUAUCCCUUAUUUUCACCAAAGGGACACACUCAUUAUCAAAAUGAUUUUGAACUUGUCUACUUUUUUGACACGAGUAGUCUGCUGAUGCAACACAUUUGACGCUACAAAGUCACAAAAAAGUUAUCUGUGAGAAAAAUCAACAUGCUUUUGGCAAGGUUGUAAUUUGUUCUGUGAGCUGUGAACAAUUUAUUUUUUUUAGACGCAGCUUCUGAACUCAAAAGUUCCUAAUAGUGAUAUUUUAAGGUAAAGUUUUGUGGAAGAUUUUUUUGGCCUACCUAUGGCACACUCGUAACAUUUAUUCUAUUCAUUUCUAGAGAGAACCCAAAGUCAGUCCUCUAAAAAAAAAAAAGUUGCAUCAAACAGACUUCCAACUAAAAAAGAUAACUCUUACAUUUUUUUUAGUUGACGUCUUCUUUGUACAUUAACCCCAAGCCAAAGUUAAAUUAAGGAUAAUUAUUUUAAAUCGAAAUGCAAAUUCAGCUGGGAUAAUUAGAUAGUAUUAUUUAUUUUUCCAAAAAUUUAUAUUUAAUUAAGUUUUAUGUAUAUUUUUACAUGUGCAAUAUAUUUAUGUUAACUUAUUUGAACUUUAUUACUAAUUAAAUCUAUGUACCACCAUGUAA